Messenger RNA from Closterium sp. NIES-67, 3872 nucleotides. The record is from the annotation of a GenBank genome assembly. NCBI's taxonomy places the organism in Eukaryota, Viridiplantae, Streptophyta, Zygnematophyceae, Desmidiales, Closteriaceae.
GCUGCCUCACACGCCUCUCUCUAUGUAGUCUACGUAGACUUCUACAGAAAGUUAGCUACGUAUAUACCAAGACAUGUUCAGUUAUUUAUCAGCGGGAAUAAUAGUUCAGUUUUUACAAUGUCAGUGCAGGACGCCCAGACGGAGAUGCUUGCAGCAACUCUUGAGGCAAUGGAUUCUGAUCCAUCUCCAGAACCGCAUUGCAACGUAGACGACAAUUUCCCCAUCGAAAUCGGGAACUUCUACACGUCUAAGGAGGCCGUAAUCAACGUCCUUUAUGAUUUCGCUUUUGCGCAUCGCUUUGGUUUCGCUAUGAGUUAUAGCAAGCCAACCCGGGCUAGGGCAGUGUGCAAAUCGUCUGAAGAACGUGGUGGCAAAAAAUGCCCGUGGGAGUGCACUUUUAGUGUCUGCCGUAUGGGGGGCUUUUGGUUGGUGAAGAAGUUAAGUCCUGCGAGUGUGCACACCUGUGACUGGCCGGACAGGGAACGCUACGUGAAAUCUAUGGUGAACAAAGUAAAAUUCCUCGAACGCUUGUACGGAGCACUUGUUAGAGGGGCGCCGUUUCUCGCUCCGCGUGAGUACAUCGACCAGAUCGUGGCAACUGGGGGGCCUUCUAUCAAGUAUCAACAAGCAUACAGAUUGAAGGAGAAGAUCGUUACUCAACGGUUUGGCAGUUGGAGAGACUCCUUCAGGUUCAUUCCUUCACUCCAGAGACGUUUGAAGCUUAUUGAUCCGGGUGCCACUGUCAGGCUGCAAACAUAUCAACAUCAAUUCAAACGUUUCUUUGUAGCCCCUUCCGCAACCAGAGAGUCUCUAAAGUGUUGCCGCCCGGUAGUUGCCCUUGAUGGAACGUUCUUGCUUUCUGCUCAACGUGCAACGCUCCUCAUCGCAACUUCAUUGGAUGGUAACAACAACAUCAUUGUUCUCGCCUUCGCACUGGUUGAAGGUGAGAAUUUUUGUAGCUGGAGGUGGUUUUUGGAGUGCUUCAAAAGCCACUUUCCUGACUGGUUAGGCGAGGAUGAUGCGUCUGUGAUUAGUGACAGGGACAAAGGUCUUGUUCCUGCUGUGAAGGAAGUCUUCCCCUCACUCCCGCACUACUUUUGUUCGUGGCACUUGGAGCAGAACUUGACAAGGUUCGGUCCAAAUGCUGUUGACCUAUUUAGAAAACUCCAAGACUGCAGGUCAGAAAAGAAGUGGGAGACCUAUGUGAAGGUGGCUAGAGAACGGUUUCCAAACUUCGCGGCGUACCUACUGGGUACACCGAGUGUUCACACCGACUUCCCACGCAACAGUCAGGGGACAAGACGUGUACGAAGGCGUGUGCCAACAACAGGCAGCCUGGGAUCAACCAGAAAUCAGCCAACUUCUCAUGAACCCUCGGAGCAAUCGCCACAGUCUGGGCGGCAGCACCAACAGUAUGCUGGCAAUGUUCGACAGCAGCCACGCCGACAGCAGGGUCGCCUCCAGCGGCGGGGCCAACAGCAGCGGCAGCAUGGGCAGCAGCAGCAACCGGGGCAGAGUGGGCAGCAGACUCGGCUGUCUGAGCAGCAGCAGCAGCAGCAGCAGCAGCAGCAGCAGCAGCAGCAGCAUCAGCACCAGGGCCAACAGCAGCAGGGACAGCAGCAGGAGCAAGGCCAGCAACAGCAGGGGCAGGGUUCACAUCAGUGGCACGGACAGCAGGAGCAGCAGAGUGGGCAGCAAGCAGGGCUAUUUUGGCAGCAGCAGCAACAACAGUUGCGACAGCAGCACCAGCAACAACAGGGUGGGCAGUGGGGAGGGCUGUUUGGGCAGCAGCGGCAGGGUCAGGGGCAGCAGGGCCAAGGUGGGCCGCAGCAGCAGCAGGGGCAGCAGCAGCAGGUCCCGGGUGGACAGCAGCAGCAUGGACAGCUGCAGCAGCAUGUCCAGCAGCAGCAGGGUCAGCGUACGCAGUGGCAGCAGGGACAGCAGCAACAUCAGCAGCGGGGUGGGCAGCAGGGAGGGCUGUUUGGGCAACAACAGCAGGGUCAGCGUAGGCAGCAGGGUGAGCAGCAGCAGCAGUGGGGUGGGCAACAGGGAGGACUGUUAAGCCAGCAGCAGCAUCAUGGUGGGCAGCAGGCAGGGUUGUUUGAGCAGCUGCAGCAGGGACGACAGCAGCAGCGCCAGGGUGGGCAGCAGCAGCAGGGUCAGGGCCAGCAGAACCAGGGCGGGCAGCAACAGCAGCAGGGUCAGGGGCAGCAGAACCAGGGUGGGCAGCAGCAGCAGCAGGGUCAGGGUCAGCAGAACCAGGGUGGGCAGCAGCAGCAGGGUCAGGGGCAGCAGAACCAGGGUGGGCAGCAGCAGCAGGGUCAGGGGCAGCAGAACCAGGGCGGGCAGCAGCAGCAGCAGGGUCAGCAGCAGCAGGGUCAGGGGCAGCAGAACCAGGGUGGGCAGCAGCAGCAGGGUCAGCAGCAGCAGGGUCAGGGGCAGCAGAACCAGGGCGGGCAGCAGCAGCAGCAGGGUCAGGGGCAGCAGAACCAGGGCGGGCAGCAGCAGCAGCAGGGUCAGCAGCAGCAGGGUCAGGGGCAGCAGAACCAGGGUGGGCAGCAGCAGCAGGGUCAGCAGCAGCAGGGUCAGGGGCAGCAGAACCAGGGUGGGCAGCAGCAGCAGGGUCAGCAGCAGCAGGGUCAGGGCCAGCAGAACCAGGGCGGGCAGCAACAGCAGCAGGGUCAGGGGCAGCAGAAUCAGGGUAGGCAGCGGCAGCAGCAUGGUCAGGGUCAGCAGAACCAGGGUGGGCAGCAGCAGCAGGGUCAGCAGCAGCAGGGUCAGGGGCAGCAGAACCAGGGUGGGCAGCAGCAGCAGGGUCAGCAGCAGCAGGGUCAGGGGCAGCAGAACCAGGGCGGGCAGCAGCAGCAGCAGGGUCAGCAGCAGCAGGGUCAGGGGCAGCAGAACCAGGGUGGGCAGCAGCAGCAGGGUCAGCAGCAGCAGGGUCAGGGGCAGCAGAACCAGGGCGGGCAGCAGCAGCAGCAGGGUCAGGGGCAGCAGAACCAGGGCGGGCAGCAGCAGCAGCAGGGUCAGCAGCAGCAGGGUCAGGGGCAGCAGAACCAGGGUGGGCAGCAGCAGCAGGGUCAGCAGCAGCAGGGUCAGGGGCAGCAGAACCAGGGUGGGCAGCAGCAGCAGGGUCAGCAGCAGCAGGGUCAGGGCCAGCAGAACCAGGGCGGGCAGCAACAGCAGCAGGGUCAGGGGCAGCAGAAUCAGGGUAGGCAGCGGCAGCAGCAUGGUCAGGGUCAGCAGAACCAGGGUGGGCAGCAGCAGCAGGGUCAGCAGCAGCAGGGUCAGGGGCAGCAGAACCAGGGUGGGCAGCAGCAGCAGGGUCAGCAGCAGCAGGGUCAGGGGCAGCAGAACCAGGGCGGGCAGCAGCAGCAGCAGGGUCAGCAGCAGCAGGGUCAGGGGCAGCAGAACCAGGGUGGGCAGCAGCAGCAGGGUCAGCAGCAGCAGGGUCAGGGGCAGCAGAACCAGGGCGGGCAGCAGCAGCAGCAGGGUCAGGGGCAGCAGAACCAGGGCGGGCAGCAGCAGCAGCAGGGUCAGCAGCAGCAGGGUCAGGGGCAGCAGAACCAGGGUGGGCAGCAGCAGCAGGGUCAGCAGCAGCAGGGUCAGGGGCAGCAGAACCAGGGUGGGCAGCAGCAGCAGGGUCAGCAGCAGCAGGGUCAGGGCCAGCAGAACCAGGGCGGGCAGCAACAGCAGCAGGGUCAGGGGCAGCAGAAUCAGGCAGCAGCAGGGUCAGCAGCAGCAGGGUCAGGGCAUUGAGAACAUCGACGGCCCUGACGGUGGUGCUCAGCCCGAGCCGCAUACGGAUGAGACAGAAUCUGGUAUCCGAGUACGCACUGGCAUGAGAUGGGCAAAAAAACGUACUCAUUACA